AGUAAAUCAAAACCAUGAGGAAUUAUAGAGUUUUUAUGAGUCAUAUAAAGGCGAAAACAUCUUGUGAAAAAGGUAGAAAUUAAGAAGGCAGAAGGCUAGGGUGUGUCGUCCCAGACAUCCGCUUUAAAUUUUUGAGAGAACAAGCAAUGGACAUUAGUGAAAAGAAAAGCAAUUCACACCCAGAAGACGAUUAUGUGCCACCUAUUGUGUCAUCAUAUAACGAUGAAACAAUCCUGCCCCCGCUCUUCGACUGUGUGGAUAAUUUACGACGAAGCUUAAACGUGAUGCAACAAUGUAUCCAACCCCCUCCAGUUCCUACAAUUGUUCUAGUUGGUGACAGAUGUUCAGGUAAAUCUAGCCUUAUUGCAUCCCUUAUAGGAAUAAUUUCGUUAAAAGGAUGCUUCUGCACUCGAGUUCCUGUCCUUAUUAAGCUUCAAAAUCAUCAUAGUUGUAAACUUGAGUUUUCCCUCGAGUUUGAUGGGAAAACGAGGACACUGAGAAGUAGUACCGAUGAUGAUGAUGAGUGGUGUGUAGCCUUAGAAAUAAGUCGGGCGACAAACACAAUUGCUGGCUCAACAAAUGGAAUAUCUAACAACCCUUUGACUCUGAUCCUGAAAAAGAAAGGUUUUCCUAAUCUUACAAUUGUGGAUUUGCCAGGGAUUCCUACCUUAGACGAAGCUAAUAAAGAGAUAUAUGAGCGAAUACACCAGAUGAUUUUGAAUUAUAUAACCCCCGAGGACAGGAUUAUCUUGAAUGUAUUAUCAGCCAAUACUGAUUCAUUGCCUAAAACAUUUGAGUCAAUGAAUAUAUCUGAUAAAGUCGACAAGAAAUGUGAAAGAACUCUAGUAGUUGUGACCAACGCUGAUAAUGCUCCUCAUAAGUUCCUUAAUGAGCUAGUACUUGAUAAAGUUACUGCGAUGGGACUUAAUUAUGUCUGUGUCAGGAAUAACAUUGACUUGGAGUCUUUUAAAGAAUCCGAGAUUAUAGAGGCUACGCUUUUUGAAACGAAUGAAUUUCUAUCCAAGAUUAACAAGUCUAUGGUUAGCAUUCCAGUUUUAGCUCGUAAAUUGAUGAUAAUUCAAGUGAAGAUUACUUCAACAGAUAUCCAAAGGAAAAUCAAGGAUAGGCUUAACGCGAAUGUCACUGAACUCAAAAAGUUACCAAGUCAGUGCUUCAGCACAGUCGCUGAAGCACUGAAAGCAGUCAUGCAAUAUGUGACUUCAGCUAAGAAGUCAUUGCUGACAAUUCUUCCAGGAGGGAAUCAGUUCGAUGAUAACAACGAGGAUAGUACUAUGUAUAAGAAGUCAUUGCAGACAAUGCUUGACCAGUAUUCUGUUCAGUUACAUUCAAAGAAUCUUGAAAAGAAAGAAGACUUCUUGAUGGAAGGACAGAAUGGUGAGUGGACUUUCAAUUGAUUUCCUCACUUUUCUGCACGAAAAAGUCGAUGGGAUUUCAAAAAUGACAGAAGAGUUUGUGUGCAAAAUGUGGAACUGCGUAGAAGGAGUUAUCAUCGAUGUUUUGAUGCAUCAUUUUGAUAGUCACCCGCAACUUCAAGAUUCCACUAGAAGAGUUGUGCAAAACCUGAUUGCCAAAAAGAAUGAUGAAUCGAUUAAUUGGGUACGAGAAAUUAUUGGGAUGGAAAAACUGGCUAUAGGUUACACUUGCAUUAAUCCAUGUUAUGUAGAUAGUUGCAAUAGACUCCUAGCUCAAGAAACAACAUUUAUGGAUACUAUGAACAAAAAUCACUCGAUAAUAAACAUCGAAGGAAUUGGAGAAGUUGAUGUUGAACAUUUGAGAAAUCACUUAGAUGUAGCGCGACUAGCUUUUGAUUUGAAGAUGAAGACGAGUGCACACUGGAAGAUAUUUUCGACGAGGCAGGUGGAUUUAAUGGCGUUGCAUAUGAUAUCUGCUGUUCGAAAAAUGGUUAUUGACAAUGAGAUGGAAGAGUAUAUCGCUAAUUAUCUAACGACAAGUAAUGAGAUAAAAGAAGCGCCCGAAAUUGCAAAGAAACGGCAAAGGCUCGAUGAGAGUGUAAAAUUGCUUGAGUCGUCGAAAGAGGAGGUGGUCAAGAUUGGAAGAAAGAUUACUAGUGAAACUUUAUAUCUAUUGGGUGGUAAUAUUAGAAAGAGAGAUAUUUUUUCAGAGAAAUCUCCAUUUAUAUUCUUUCGUCUCCUGGUGUAUGUCUCUCUAUUAACAAUGUUCUAGUUAGUCCUGCAAACAUAUUUCCACACGAGUGUGAUAAAUUUGAAUUUAUGUGAUGAUUUCGAAUA
Nicotiana attenuata is the source of this 2270-nucleotide messenger RNA. Its product is annotated as putative dynamin-related protein 4A. Gene Ontology annotation, molecular function: microtubule binding; GTP binding; GTPase activity. Lineage: Eukaryota; Viridiplantae; Streptophyta; Magnoliopsida; Solanales; Solanaceae. Gene Ontology annotation, cellular component: microtubule; cytoplasm; membrane. The record is from RefSeq and is a predicted model, not a curated record. Bases 147 to 1415 code for a protein of 422 amino acids. The transcript has 2 exons.